Molecule: messenger RNA, 1515 nt
Organism: Galeopterus variegatus (Sunda flying lemur)
Lineage: Eukaryota; Metazoa; Chordata; Mammalia; Dermoptera; Cynocephalidae
Gene: JMJD4
Product: jumonji domain containing 4
Exons: 6
Coding region: 102-1379 (425 amino acids)
Biological process (GO): protein hydroxylation; negative regulation of gene expression; positive regulation of translational termination
Cellular component (GO): nucleus; cytoplasm
Molecular function (GO): sequence-specific DNA binding; histone H4R3 demethylase activity
Source: RefSeq, a predicted model, not a curated record
CGGUCCGGCCGAAGUGAGGCUCGGGGCAUGGGCAUCCUGCCGGGCCUCGAGCCCUCCGCGGAUAGCCUGCAGUCCAGUCCUUGCUCCCCGGGCCCGGCCGGAUGGACCGCGAGACGCGCGCCUUCGCCGAGCGCCACUUCCGAGGCCUCGGGGGCCGCGUCUUGGACGGCGGCGGCCGGGCUCCGGGCAGUGUGGCCUUCAUCAAGGAUCCCGACGCCUUCUCCUACGCCGACUUCUUCAAGGGCUACCUGCUGCCCAACGUGCCCUGCGUGUUCUCCAGCGCCUUUACCGAGGGCUGGGGCAGCCGGCGGCGCUGGGUGACCGCCGCGGGGAAGCCCGACUUCGACUACCUGCUCCAGAAGUACGGAGACGUGGUUGUACCCGUUGCAAACUGCGGGGUCCGGGAAUACAAUUCGAACCCCAAAGAACACAUGCCCCUCAGAGACUACAUCAGCUACUGGAAGGAGUACAUCCAGGGGGGCUACUCCUCUCCGCGGGGCUGUCUCUACCUCAAAGACUGGCAUCUCUGCAGAGACUCCUCGGCAGAGGACGUGUUCACCCUGCCUGUGUACUUCUCGUCUGACUGGCUGAAUGAAUUCUGGGAUGCCUUGGAUGUGGACGACUACCGCUUCGUCUACGCGGGACCCACAGGCACCUGGUCCCCAUUCCACGCCGACAUUUUCCGCUCCUUCAGCUGGUCGGUCAACAUCUGCGGGCGGAAGAAGUGGCUCUUCUUCCCCCCAGGGCAGGAGGAGGCCCUGAGGGAUUGCUACGGCGGCCUCCCCUACGAUGUGACCUCCCCUGCACUCCUCAACACCCACCUGCACCCACUGCAUCAGUACAGCAGCCCGCCCCUGGAGGUGACGGCCCUGGAGGUCACGCAAGAGGCUGGCGAGAUGGUAUUUGUGCCCAGCGGGUGGCACCACCAAGUUCACAACCUGGAUGACACCAUCUCCAUCAACCACAACUGGGUCAACGGCUGUAACCUGGCCAACAUGUGGCACUUCCUGCAGCAAGAGCUCCACGCUGUGCAGCAGGAGGUCAGCCAGUGGAGAGACUCCAUGCCCGACUGGCACCACCACUGCCAGGUCAUCAUGAGGUCCUGCUCGGGGAUCAAUUUUGAAGAAUUUUACCACUUCCUCAAGGUCAUUGCUGAAAGGAGGCUCCUCAUCUUGGGGGAGGGAAUGGAGGGGCACAUUGCGGCCACUGGGCUGGGCCCCCAGCAGGCUGCUUUUGACAUUGCCCGCAUCGCAGAGGUGCUGACAUCUGUGGUCCAGCACCCAGACUUCCAGAGAGUGGACACCAGUGCGUUCUCGCCGCAGCCAGAGGAGCUGCUGCAGCAGCUGGAGGAGGCCGUCGCUGCCACUGCAUCCCUUUAGCACCUGCUGGAGGAUGGGGCGCCCUGGAGGCACCAGCCAGAAGGCAGCCUCCCUGCUCUAGGCCCCACCCAGAAAUAAAGACAGCCUUCAUCCCUGUGGCCUGGGACAUGCUCCCUUCUGAGCCUUCUGACCUGGG